AUGUCCAUGUUUGUCAAACCCGCCGCUCGAGCCAUCCUCAAUCAGCUCAGCUCAGAAACGGUGACAAAGUCCUUUGGCAGCACACCUCUCCGCGAUCUCACACGGUACGCAAUCGGCGAGCAGGUCUUGAUCAACGGCAAACGACUGAGCAGUCCUCUAGUGAAUGGCCGGACAAGCCCGGUCCCAGGAGACGGGAACAAUGCCUUGUUACAGCACGACAAUGUAAUCGGCCAGCGCGCCCGGACCCUGCGCACCAGGGACGGUAAGGGUGGCAGGUAUGUUCAGGUGGAGCGUCCGACUCUGGACGAGUACAUCAGUCUGACGAGAAGAAACGUUACGCCGGUCUAUGCCACUUAUGCAUCGCAUAUUGUCUCGCUGUUGGACAUUCACCCACCCACGCCCGGUCACAAGCAUGAGAACGAGCGUUUGGAGAUACUAGAAGCCGGCACAGGUCAUGGGAGCCUGACCCUCCACCUCGCUCGUGCAAUCGCAGCGGCUAAUCAUCCUCCACCGCUGUCUGCGCUCCCUGCGAUGCGCGGCAAAAGCGCAGACGCGGAUCCGGAUGGCGCCCUAGCUGAGCCAGUCAAUGACCAGGAAUGGUCCUCCUGGCUGAGCGACCGCCAGGCCAUAGUACACACCGUCGAAACCGUGCCCAAGAACUCAAGAGACGCCGAGAAGCUUAUUCGCGGCUUUCGUCGGGGCCUCUACUGGCCGCACAUCGAUUUCCAUGUCGGCAGCGUGGGUCAGUGGCUUCGUACGAAGCUGCAAGAACGAGGCACCGAGUUCCUCUCAUAUGUCCUCCUCGAUAUGCCGGAAGUCGAAGAGAUGCUGCCUGUAGCAGCACAAGCAAUGAAGGAGGAUGCUCUUCUGGCAGUCUUCUGUCCUUCAAUUACUCAGAUCGCGGAAUGUCAGAAGUUGAUCAAAGAGCAAAGUGUGCCUCUGGCGCACGAGCAGGUCGUAGAGUUGGGCGAGGGCAUAAGUACCGGCAGGGUAUGGGAUGUGCGAGUUGUGGUACCUCGCAAGAGGUUAGCUGAGCUCGAGGCACUGAAGAGAGCGGCGGCAAAGCGGGCCUCAAGCGAGUCGAGCUCAGAAAGCGACGGUCAGAGCGACGUGGAGACAAUUCCCGGCGAUGAGGCCUUAGCUGAGGUCGAGGCGGCUGCGAAGGACGUGAAAUUCGUAUGCAGGCCCAAAGUCUUUGAGGUGACACGCGGCGGAGGAUUUGUUGGACUUUGGAGGAAGAGUACCUUCUCCAAGGAGGCUUUCGAGGCGGAAGGGACGAACGACGUACGGCAACCGCCGUGUCCCGUCACGUCGCCGGUCGAUUGA
Molecule: messenger RNA, 1326 nt
Organism: Cyphellophora attinorum
Lineage: Eukaryota; Fungi; Ascomycota; Eurotiomycetes; Chaetothyriales; Cyphellophoraceae
Exons: 1
Coding region: 1-1326 (441 amino acids)
Biological process (GO): tRNA methylation
Cellular component (GO): tRNA (m1A) methyltransferase complex
Source: RefSeq, a predicted model, not a curated record